Messenger RNA from Drosophila innubila, 1208 nucleotides. Its product is annotated as probable enoyl-CoA hydratase. Lineage: Eukaryota; Metazoa; Arthropoda; Insecta; Diptera; Drosophilidae. The record is from RefSeq and is a predicted model, not a curated record. Bases 32 to 1060 code for a protein of 342 amino acids. The transcript is spliced from 2 exons.
CUUUUAACGUUGCCCAACACUUUUAGUUGUUAUGCUGGUUGAAAUGCAUAAAUUGUUUGUUGGGACUUGUUUUGGCUCGGGUAAAAAGUUGUUUUAUGGUUUAUAUCGAUCACAUUUACGGAUAAGGAAAAGAGAUUUAUGCCUGAGUACUACAAAAUAUGCCGAAAGCGAAGAAACGGAUGCAACACCAACGCCAGCACCAACAAUACUGGUCGAAAAAGAUGCAAACAUAACGUUGAUUGGAAUCAACAGAGAACAGCAGCGAAAUUCGAUUGAUGGGGAAACCGCAGAGAAGCUCACCGAGGCCAUCAAUCAAUUUGAGGCAGAUGACACCUCUCCAGUGGGCGUGCUGUACGGUGUGGGCGGAAACUUCUGUGCCGGCUAUGAUGUACAAGAACUGGAGGCAGAGGCGCAGCGCGGCAGUCUUAACUUUCUUCUGCGUCACGAGGGAUCGGUGGGUCCCACAAGAAGACACCUACGCAAACCCAUCGUGUGUGGCAUCAGUGGCUUCUGUGUGGCCGGUGGCUUCGAACUGGCUCUACUCUGUGACUUGCGAGUCAUGGAAGAUACUGCUGUAAUGGGCUUCUUCAAUCGCCGCUUGGGAGUGCCAAUGAGCGAUGGUGGCGCCGUACGCUUAGCCGCCGCUGUGGGCUAUUCAAAUGCCGUGGAUAUCAUCGAGACGGGGCGACGGGUCUAUGCACAGGAGGCUUUGCGUAUCGGACUGGUUAAUCGCGUUGUGGCCACAGGUACUGCAUUGGGCCAAGCGGUUAACUUGGCCUUUUCCAUUGCCAAGUUUCCCAUGGCAUCUCUGAUGCACGAUCGCAAUGCCGUUUUGGAUAAUGCAAAUUUCUAUAACCGACACGGCUUCAAUGCCGCCAUACAUAACGAAAUCAUGAACGUGUCGUCAGCGAUGGUGACAGAAAUGCAGGACGGCGUAAAACGUUUCAAGAUUUCUGAAAUAAAGGGCCCUAAGACGGAUGCAUGGCAAAUCAAGCAAAAGUCCAUACCAGAUUGGGAGAAAGCUGAAAUUGAAAUAGAGCAAAACAAGAAAAAGACAUAACUCAUCCAAGAUUCUGUUUCUCGAUUGAGUUGAGUGCAAUAAAAUGUAAUAAAUUAUGUAAAAUAGGAAUGUACAUAUUAACUUGUUUCCGUUUUUGUUAUUACUUAUGGAUAUUUAUAAAACGCAAGCAUUUAUGCACAUACGUGUA